Messenger RNA from Panicum virgatum (switchgrass), 1065 nucleotides. Its product is annotated as mexicain-like. The transcript has a single exon. The coding region runs from base 1 to 1065 and encodes 354 amino acids. Lineage: Eukaryota; Viridiplantae; Streptophyta; Magnoliopsida; Poales; Poaceae. Gene Ontology annotation, cellular component: lysosome. The record is from RefSeq and is a predicted model, not a curated record. Gene Ontology annotation, molecular function: cysteine-type endopeptidase activity.
AUGGCGAAGAAGCUCGCCGGGCUAGGCGUGGCGCUGGUGCUGCUGGCGCAGCUGGAGCCAGCGGCCGGCGGCGUCAAGUUCGGCGAGGAAGACCUGAAGUCCGACGAGUCGCUCUGGAACCUGUACGAGCGGUGGGGCGUGCGCUACAACGUGGCACGCGACCCCGCCGAGAAGCUGCGCAGGUUCGCUGUGUUCAAGGACACGGUGCGCCGCGUGCACCUCCGUGCUGCGGCAGGCGUGUCGCCGGGUCUCAACGGGUUUGCGGACAUCACCGCCAACGAGUUCACCAGAGACUUCAGCUGCCGUAUGACCCGGCGCAAUCUGACUGCUCCGCCGCCGGUGAAAAGGCGCGCCGACCGGACCCUCUCGCUCCCGCUUUCCGUGGACUGGCGCUCCAAGACCUGCAAAUCAGGGCAGCCGUGCCUAGGACCGGUCAGGUCGCAGGGCGCAACCUGCGGCUCCUGUUGGGCGUUUGCCGCGACGGGGGCGCUGGAGAUUCACCAGGCCAUCAAAGGAGAGAACAACCGGGAGCCGCUGCAGCUGUCAGUCCAAGAACUCAUCGACUGCGACCCCGACAGCAACGGCUGCGACGGUGGCUUCGCCGAGAGCGCCUUUGUCUACGUCAGCAGGAAGGGCAUUUCGUCGGCGGCCGCCUACCCAUACACGGCGGCGGCGGAUGGCAUAUGCCAGGCCAGCUCCACACCACGCGUGGACCUACUCAUGCGUGGCUACCAGACGGUGCCGCCAAACGACGAACUCCAACUGCUCCGGGCAGUUACCAACGGCCCGGUCGUUAUCUCCAUCGCCGUUGGAGACAAUAACAAGGAAUUCCAAGACUACCAGGGCGGUCUGUACCACGGGGAAGGGAAGGAGUGCGGAACGGACAACGACCAUGAGAUGCUGCUCGUGGGCUACGGGGUUGACUACUACAUUAUCAAGAACUCGUACGGAGAGCGCUGGGGAGACCACGGAUACAUGUUGCUGAAGCGCGAUUUCGGGAAAAGCCCUGAUGGCACGUGUGGCAUUCUCAAGGAGGGAGGGUAUUACCCGGAGAUUGGGCUCUGA